This is a messenger RNA of Lates calcarifer (barramundi perch), 7172 nucleotides long. RefSeq names its product calmodulin regulated spectrin-associated protein family, member 2a (gene camsap2a). The transcript has 18 exons. The record is from RefSeq and is a predicted model, not a curated record. Gene Ontology annotation, cellular component: microtubule minus-end. The coding region runs from base 500 to 4906 and encodes 1468 amino acids. Gene Ontology annotation, molecular function: microtubule minus-end binding; spectrin binding; calmodulin binding. Lineage: Eukaryota; Metazoa; Chordata; Actinopteri; Centropomidae. Gene Ontology annotation, biological process: negative regulation of microtubule depolymerization; neuron projection development; cytoplasmic microtubule organization.
AAGGUGCAGGGCUUUGAGAGCCACAGUGCGGCAGGAAAACCGCACCACGGCACCAGGAGAUUGAAUAGAGGAGGGACUGCUAAACACAUAGGCUAUCAAUACAAGACUACAUGGACAUGAAAGGCAGAAGCCGUCUGCUUCCAAGGAACCCAAAGAAUGGACAUUUCUCUGUUUUCAUUCCGGUCAAACAGCAGUUUUCCCCCUGAAAUCCAAGGAAACCUUCCCAGCUUGGUACGACGGAGCCCAUUUCAACUGGUAGGGAGCAGAAUGGAUGAAAAACACCAAGACUAGCGAUUCAUUGUGUCAGCAAGACUGAAAAACACGAAAACGCAGUAUAUCCUAGCAUCUUAUGACUGAAAGAACUUGUGAAUAAUCUGCGGAAAGACGCCGCGUCUCUUCAAUUUACAGCCGUUUAUUGUUUUCCAGUGAAAUUCCAGUAGUGGGAUGCUUUGGCGUUGUGUUGCUUCAUAGGGUCUAACGGUACAAUUGAGGGAGAAAUAUGGGCGAAGUUCAGGACGUCAGAGAUGUUCAGAGGACCUUCGUUGCCCCAGCAAUAAAGUCUUUUGAGCACUAUGACUUCUCCCGAGCCAAAAUCUGUUGCAGCCUCACAUGGCUUGUGGCCAAAGCGUACGGGACAGACAGUAUCCCAGCAGACCUGAAGGACCCCUUCUACACAGACCAGUAUGACCAGGAGCACCUGAAGCCUCCUGUGACCAGCCUCCUGCUGUCUGCAGACCUCUACUGCAGGGCCGGCAGCCUCAUCCUGAAGAGCGACACCGCCAAGCCCCUGCUGGGCCACGAUGCCGUGAUCCAGGCGCUGGCACAGCGUGGACUCUAUGUCACAGACCAGGAGAGACUGGUCACUGAGAGGGACCUUCGAAAGAGGCCUCUACAAAUGAGCGCCCAUCUGGCCAUGAUAGACACUCUGAUGAUGGCGUACACAGUGGAGACUGUGAGCGUAGAGAAGGUGAUGGCCUGUAUAUGUCAGUAUUCAUCCUGCAACCCUGAGGUGGAAACGCCAUAUGAUACAGAAGAUGCAGUGACCACCUGGAUAAACAAGGUAAAUGAAUAUCUGAAAGACGUUGUGGCUCAGGAGCAGAAGAAGAAGGAGACUCAGAGCACAGAGCCUGCUGGGAGUCCUCGGUCUCCAACCAAGUGGUACAUGAAGCUUGUGCCUGCUCGGUACAGGAAGGAACAGGCCACAACCCAGCCAGUUCCCUGGAUCCCCCCAGUGGACAACCUGCUGAAAGACAGCACAGACGGCUCGGCCCUGGGCGCCCUGCUGCACUUCUACUGCCCUCAGCUGCUACCACUGGAUGAUGUCUGCCUGAAGGAGAACAUGACGCUGGCCGAUCGGCUCUACAACCUGCAGCUCAUUCAGGACUUCUGCAAAGACAACCUGAACAGCUGCUGCCACUUCAGCCUGGAGGACAUGCUCUACGCCUCUUCCACUAUCAAGAAUAACUACCUGGUGUUCAUGGCAGAACUGUUUUGGUGGUUUGAGGUGGUCAAGCCAUCUUUUGUGAAACCAAGAACACUGGGCAACGAAGGAACAGAGCCCUCAUCCUUGUUGAAGAGUAUGCCAGCUAUCCCCAUCUCCAAGGCAACAAAGAGAAGUUUCAUGGAAAGGCCCCCAAGUCCCGAAAGACCCAGUUUGCCCCUCCGACCCCAACCUAAAAACUCAGGAGAGAUCAAGAGGUCAACCUCAAUGUCUUUUGUUGAUGGCAACCUCGGCACCUGGCCCAAAGAGAAAAGGUCUGGGCCUUAUGGAGUGUCUUUUGACAUCCCCUUUGACAAAGAGGACUCCACUCCUGCCCCUCUUUCCUCCACACGUGGCAUGGUGAGGUCUGUCAGCACAGAUGAUGGUUCUGGUUUCAAGGUCCACCACCUGCCCCGUGGAAUGAAGCGCAAUCUGUCCUUCCAGCCAGUGAAUGGUCAGAGUGUUGGCAUUGAGGAGGAGGGCUGCCCAGACAGCCUGGCUGGUAUGGAGCCUGGCAGGCUAGCUUAUCCCAACAGACAUGGGGGUGUCAUGGCAACAACUCCCUCUAUGGAGGAGGCGCUUCAGAUUAUCCACAGCCCUAGCAGGCCCCCAGCGGAGGGCAUCAAUAACGGCUUCUUCCUGCACAGUCAGGACCAUGGGGCUGGUGUUUGUGGCUUAGAGCCGUUGUCAGAGGUGGACUCCAAAGGACCCCUGAGCACCACAGACACCACAGAGGUGGACACUGGCAUCCAUAUCCGAACAGAGGACAUGCUGGAUGAGGAUUCCUCUCUGAAAGACUGCUCUGUGAACAUGGAGCUGGAUAUGGACACACCAAGCCCUUGCCCGAGCAGCCAGAGCAAAUCCCCCUCAGGGGUGAAGUUGACCAGCUUUGCCGAACAGAAGAUGAAGAAGCUCAAUCCAUCAGCGCCAGACUCAGGGAGGGGCAGCAGCAGCUCCCUCAAGACUACUCCCGAGGGCUCUGAGUUUGGCCUCCCAUUAUCUGUCUCCUGGGCCCCAACCCCUGAGCACAGCCCCAUCCAUCAACAAACCACAUCGCCCCUUACUGCUCAAGCAUCGCCCUCACCUGUCCAGCUUCCACCCAAUGACCCUGCUCAAGUCAUGGCUACGGAGAUGGUACAGUUGAGGAUGAGGCUGGAGGAGAAACGCAAAGCCAUUGAAGCACAGAAGAAGAAAGUAGAAGCUGCUUUUACAAGGCAUCGGCAAAAGAUGGGUCACUCAGCGUUUCUCAACGUGGUGAAGAGAAAAGGGGAUGGGGCUGCCAGUGGAGAAGAAGGAGGGAAAACUGAGGGAGAAGGCAAGGCAGCAAGCACAAGUCCCGUCUUUAAAUUUGGAAGGAGCAAAGCAGACACACCUGAUGGGGCAGAGCAAAGCAGCACAGCCUCCUGUUGGACGAAGUCACCCGGUGCAGGGGAGGAGGGCGGACAAACUCAUGCUCAGCUAACCGAGGUGGAUCUCACAGAGUAUACACGUUCUAUUGAGAAACUCAACCACUCAUUGGCCUUCCUCCAGACUGAAAUGCAGCGACUGGCUCAGCAGCAGGAAGUCAUCAUGGCCAUGAGGGAGCAGCAGCAUCAGCAGGCGUGGGUCAUCCCUCCUCCGCAUACGACCCCAUCACCACAAAAACACAGUCGAGCUGUUACUCGAUCCUCAGGACCCUCUUCUCCUGCCGACUCCCCUCGUUCCACCCACCGCUCUCCAACCAGCAUCAAACGCAAAUCAGCCUCCUUCCACUCACGUAAUCCCCGCACUGCUCGUCCCAGCGAGCUCAAGCUGGCCCCCUACAAUCGGGUCCUGACUGCCCCGCAAUCUGUCGAUAGCAUCCCAAGGCUACGGCGAUUUUCUCCUUGCCAGCCUUUGGCAAGUUCCUUCGUUUACAUGGGGGAGAGACCAGCAACCGCCAACCCGGAGACAGUAGCCCCAGAAGGAGAUAAAAACAAGGAGGCUGAUUCUCUCCUUUCCCCUGAGAGGGAGCUUGCCAGUAUGUGUGUAGCCAGCUCACCCCCCAGCUCCCCCAGCCUGCAGAACAAAAAAGAACAAACAGAAGUAGAUUCAAAUGCCAAAACCCAGGAAACAGAGGCUCACAGCCAAUCCAAGAUCGCUGACAUGGAAAUAGACAACCAGACAGCUGGAGUUCAGAAGUCCGUUGUAGAUAUCAAACCUGCUAUAGAAUCGUCAUUUCCUGAGGUUCUGGCCCACCCUGUUGUCGAAACCUUCACGGUGACACCGACAGAGAUCCCUUCUCAGCCAGAGGCCUCAGGCCAAGCAAAGAGCAGCUUGAUUGAGGUUCCUCUGUCAGUUAUGAAGCCACUGGAGGACCUGACAAUUGAUGAUGGUUUGGAGAUGCAGCAGGGUAACGUGGAAGGCCUGGACGAGGAGCAGAGGAUGUGUCGUGGUUUCUUCUUCAAGGAGGACGGAAAGGCUGAGGAGAACAUGGCUCAGAAGAGGGCAGCGUUGCUGGAGAAAAGGAUGAGGAGGGAGAAGGAGAGCCAGCAGAGGAAGAUGCAGCUGGAGGCUGAGCUGGAGCAGAAGAAAGAGGAGGCUCGGUUGAAAGCAGAGGAGGAGCGUCUCAGGAAGGAGGAGGACAAGGCCAGGAAGGAGUUCAUCAAACAGGAGUAUCUCAGGAGGAAGCAGCUCAAACUGAUGGAGGACAUGGACACCGUCAUUAAACCUCGACCAGCCGGCGGGGCCAAGCAGAGGCGGGGCCGGCCGAAGUCCAUCCAUCGUGACAGUAUGGACUCCCCCAAAACCCCUGUCAGAGCUGCCACAGGUUCACGUCAGCGUGUCUUUUCAGUCUCCAGCUUGUCCCUGGCUUCACUCAACCUGGGUGACAGCGACAGCGUUCACUCUGAGAAGAGAACACCAAGGCCAGACUCUGCAGAUGGCUUCCUCUCUCCGAGUCGUUCCAGCAGCAGGAAUGGAGAGAAGGAUUGGGAAAAUGGAUCCACAACCUCCUCUGUUACAUCCAACACAGAGUACACCGGACCGAAGCUGUACAAGGAGCCCAGUGCAAAGUCUAACAAGCACAUCAUCCAGAACGCCCUGGCCCACUGCUGCCUUGCAGGCAAAGUCAACGAGGGGCAAAAGAACAAGAUCCUGGAGGAAAUGGAGAAAUCUGAGGCCAACAAUUUCCUAGUGUUGUUCCGCGAUGCUGGCUGCCAGUUCCGCUCGCUCUACACUUACUGCCCCGAGACAGAAGAGAUCAACAAGCUGGCAGGCAUUGGCCCCAAGAGCAUCACACGCAAGAUGAUCGACGGCCUCUACAAGUACAACUCGGACAAGAAGCAGUUUAGUCAGAUACCAGCCAAGACCAUGUCGGCCAGCGUGGACGCAGUGACGAUCCACAACCACCUCUGGCAGACCAAGAAGCCAGCCACCCCUAAAAAAGUAGUGCCUGCCCAGUCCUAAUGGAACUUGGUACCCUCCUCUCCCAAACAUCACCAUUUCCCCCUUAAAUGGAACAUACCCAUUUAAAUUUGCACUUCACUGUACAUAUCCAUAAAGAUUCAAACACCUGCAAUGCCAGUUAGAUGAAUGCAUAUUUGUCUUGUUUUUAUGUUUGUUUGUUUUUCCUCUCAUUGCAUUCCAGUCUUUGUUUUAUCUCUUUACCCCGGACUGGACAUGACAGGACUCAAAGAUUAUGAACAACUGGAAUGUAUGCCACUGUCAAAGAAUGAUGUAAAUGCUUCUCACUUCUGUGUUUUUAGAGAUUGUCAUGUUUGAGUCAGUUUAUGAAGGCAUGUGUGAGUGGUGUUCUUGUUUCCUAUGUGCCAAAUGUCAAAAAAGAGACAGUAUGAAUGCUAGGACAUUUUACUCGGUACACUGAAGCACUGAAUGUUUUUAAUCCAUGUACAGAUUGAUUUCGUUGCAUUAUCCUGUUGAUGUGUGGCCUUAUGCUCGUUUAGUUUUAGCGUUUGAGGGGAAUGAGGCGGUUGUAAAGCAGCGUGUAUACGGAGGCUUCUUUUUGUAUUUGGAAGAACACUUUUUUUCUUCAUCUCUGUGGGUAAAACAGUUUAUAUAUUAAGGUACGUAAAAACUACAAAAGGGCCAAAAAACAAAUUGCAUACAGCUAGUGUUAGCCACACGGUACAUGUGUGUUCAGCUCUACAAAGCCAAGCGGUCUCAGCUUUUUCAGAACCCUUUUUUGAGAAAGUGAUUUUAAAGAAUGCAGGACGUUUACUCUAGAUCACUGGUUCUCAACCUGUGGGUCAGGACACCUGCAGAAGAUCUGAGCUAUAAUGUGCUAUAAUGUACAAUGUAUGAGAAAUAUAUUUCUGCUAUCAUGUUUGUAAUUGUUGUGAUAAAUUUCUUUUUCUUGUGAGUAGUUGCAACCUCAAAACUUGCUCCAAUAAUUAAGUAAAACUGCGUGACAGUGAAAAUUAAAGUCAAGUGUCACCAUUGCUGCGCUCUUGCAACAGGGUAUUACUGGGAGUCAUUGGUUCAUCCAAAAAAAGGUUGAGAACCAGUGUUGUAGAUCACUUUGCUGCUGGUUCACAGCAGGUUUGUGAACAAAUAAAACAGCUCAGUAUUAUUUCUUCUUUAUGUCAAAAUGCUGCCUAAUGCAUCAUGGAGGAACUUUGCAAUAUAUUAACAUAAUGUACAAUCACACUCUCACUGGUAUCAGGAAUAUGACUGAAAUCCAAGACAUAAUGACACCCUAAGAAUUAUUUCUCUUUACAUCUAUCAGGAUUUAAAAUUAAAUCAUGGUAGUAGUACUCUCUUGACAGUAUUUAAUUUAAGAUUCACACACUACUCAUCUUAAUAAUGUCUCAUUAAACUGUAAGGCACUUCUGGUCCACCAAGCACCAAAAUGUAGUAAACAUAGUGCAAACACAAAGUUUAAAUUUCUGAUUAGUUAAAAAUCAGUUGCUCUGUUAUUUAAAAAGCCAAUAAUGCAUCACCGCGAGUUACUGCCUAACUCAUUAAAAUGGCCACACUGUUACAAGAUGGUUGCAUCAUUUCCAACACAUCUGUAUAUCUGUUGCUCUUUUUCAUCACACAAAUGUGUGUUAACCCAAAUUUAACAUUAUCUGAGUGUCUAUUUGCAGCAUCUGUCAGCAUAAAUGUCCAAAAUAGGCCAUAAAUAUAUUAGAUUAAUUUUAUUAUUUUCUAUUAUUGGGAGAAUGAAUUUCACAGAUUAAUGCAAGGCAGAAUAGGGCAGAUCCUUGUUGCUGCAGACUGGUAACAGACUCGCUGCAGGGUUUCACUGGUGUCAGUAUCAUGUUCCUUUUGCCACUGAAUGUCAAGUCAACGCCAUUCAUUUGCAGGUAUGAUUUCCAACAAAACCAAUCUGCUAACAUGGUGCUUUGCUUUCAACUGGGGUGGGGUGGGGGGUAUUUAUGACCAAAAGAGAGCCAUAUACAAGUUUUUGAAAAUGUAAAACAAUAUGACAGAGUGAAGAAGUGUUUCACUGUUGUUUAUUGGAAAGGAUUUGUCCACAAGAAGCUCUGUCCACCUGCUUUUGGCUGUUUAAGGCCAAGAUAAAAAAUUAUUUAAACUGUAAUGAUAUUGUACAGUGUGUUCAUGUGAGCUCAUACUUAUUCACUAUGAUGAGUUUGUUUUGUUUGUCAGACGCUGUGCUGUCACUCAACAUAUUGCUGAACAUGUAGUUUCAUUUUUGUUUUGUUUUGUUUUUUCUUUUUUGCAUUUAAUAAACUUAAGCAUGGCCUCAGCA